CCCCCACACACACACACCCCACACGUGGAUCCGCAUCCGCCGCCUCCACACCCAGCCUUCUCGCCUCCGACGGCGCCGGCAGCCCGCUGCGUUGCCUCCCCACUCGCGCCCGGCCGCCGGCUCCACUCAAGGAUGCGGCGCCCCCUGCCUGGGGUCGUGCGUCUGCCGCCGCCUCGCUGCCCGUGCCCGUGAAGAUCGAGGAGCCCGGGCCGUCUUUGGUUCCUCCAUCGGCAACGGCUACGAGGGGCCCCGGCCGCCGCUCGCUCUCCGGCCUCGCGGGACGCGUCAUUGCCGCUCGCCCUGCGCCUGCGCCUCCUCCUCCUCCCUGACCAGUAAGCAGAGCAGGCUGCCGCUCGCGCGCCUCCUCCGGCGAGUACCCGAUUCCUCAAGUGAACUUCUUGAGCAUAGAGUUGUUGAAUCAUCAAAAGGGUCAACUUUGUCAGCUCUGGGAAACCCAGGAGUUGAAUCCCAAGUAAUUGAUCUUAGAAAAACAUCAGUGAAGUUGAAUAAAUCAUGGAACCUGGAAGGGAUGAGAUCAAUGAUGAAUGAGUGAUUCAGAACAACACAGAAAGGUUAUUCUUCUUCGACGUGCUGGAUUCAGGAUCCAAGGCACAAUUUUUUUCCUCAAGAUAACUGGGUUUUCAUCUGACCGGAUGCCCCAAGUGAAGGCUGCCCCUGUGCUGGUGAACGGGCUGGUCCCCGCACCCUCAUCAUUGAAUCGCAGAUCCCUUGGACUCUACAGUCACGGCCAUUUCCCCUCAUCAUCUCGUAUUGCUUGCUCAUCAGAGUUAUCGGAUAGAGGUUCUGCCAAGGAGUUGGAAGUGUCCGAGUACAGUGACGAGAUAUAUGCUGAGAAUGCUGCUGACAGGGAUGAAGGAGAGUGUUUAGGAUGGAGCAAAGAAGAGAUUGAUGCCAUUUCUGCACUCUUCGAUCGGGCGAUGCGUCAGAAGCCCCUGAAGCUGCCAAACCCCGCGAGGCCGCGGGCGCUCCCAUUGCCACUACCGCACAAGACGAGGCUGCCUGUCACUCCGGCACCCAAGCAGCACGUCCGGCUUGCUGCAAGAGCCGCACUCUUGUCCCGCGCUUCCUUCAGCGAUCAGGUGCGCAAGAACCCAGAGUUGCUACUUGGGAUUGCUCGCGAGAUCGCUGGGCUUCCUCCAGAGCAUGGUGUCUCCACGGUGCUCGACCGGUGGGCAAGGUUUCUUCGAAAAGGUUCCUUGUCACUGACCAUACGUGAGCUCGGGCAUAUGGGACUCCCUGAGCGCGCACUGCAAACAUUGUGCUGGGCUCAGAGGCAGAAAGCCGUUCCAUUGUUCCCUGAUGACCGAGUUAUUGCUUCCACCAUCGAAGUUUUGGCUCGCUUUGGCCAGCUUAAAGUGGAGUCUGCAUUGGAGCAAUGCGUCCCCACGGCGAGCCGUGCCGUUCUUGAAGCCAUGGUGAGUGGGUUCAUCAGGGCUGGGAAAGUAGGCCUUGCGCGCAAACUCCUGGAACUUGCAAGAAUCCAUAACAGGACACUGCAUCCCAGCAUCUAUGUGAAGCUGAUGCUGGAAGCCACCCGGACACCUGAAGGCUAUGGGCUUGCCUCGGCAUUGGUUGAUGAGCUUGGUGAGAGGUUGGACAUGGAACUUCGCCCGCAAGACUGCACGGCUGUCAUGAAAGUCUGCGUAAAGCUUCGACGGUAUGCAGCCGUGGAGAGCCUGUUCAGUUGGUUCAGGCAAUCCGGUGGGAGCCCCACCUUGGUUAUGUACACAACAGUGAUCCACAGCCGCUGCCGCGAUGGAAUGCACCGCGAGGCGCUGUCCCUGGUGUGGGAAAUGGAGCAGGCCGGUUGUUUGCUCGACCUGCCUGCCUACCGGGUCAUUAUCAAGCUGUGUGUGGUGUCGCGCGAGCCAGAGAGAGCCCUCCGGUAUUUAUCGAGGAUGAAGGAGGCUGGCUUUGUUCCAACGAGUGACAUGUACAAUGAUCUGGUUGAAGGUUAUUCAGCGGAGGGGAGGGUGGCCAAGUGCCUGCAGCUGAUCAGGGAGGCUGAGUCGGUUGGCCUGAAACUGGACAGGAAGCUGCUCUCACGCUUGUCUGAAACUGGAAAUGUCCAUUCUUGUUGGCUUUCCGAGUGUUGUUUUCAGAUGAAUUGUCAUCUAUAAUCUUUGUAGUAAAGAUAGGAGUCAAGCAAUCACGUUUCUGUGGUUGUUUAGCCCCUCGUGUAUUUUUCACUGGUCCAUGUUCAUUGAGAAAAUAUUAAUUGGUGAUCGCACUGCAGUGCAGUGGGUUGAAUCUGAAUCUGUGGAUGCACGUA
Messenger RNA from Panicum virgatum (switchgrass), 2293 nucleotides. RefSeq names its product pentatricopeptide repeat-containing protein At2g01860-like. The record is from RefSeq and is a predicted model, not a curated record. The transcript has 3 exons. The coding region runs from base 546 to 2141 and encodes 531 amino acids. NCBI's taxonomy places the organism in Eukaryota, Viridiplantae, Streptophyta, Magnoliopsida, Poales, Poaceae. Gene Ontology annotation, molecular function: protein binding.